Messenger RNA from Andrographis paniculata, 1622 nucleotides. RefSeq names its product BAHD acyltransferase DCR-like. The record is from RefSeq and is a predicted model, not a curated record. Bases 78 to 1490 code for a protein of 470 amino acids. Lineage: Eukaryota; Viridiplantae; Streptophyta; Magnoliopsida; Lamiales; Acanthaceae. The transcript has a single exon.
CCACCCAUUUUUCACUACAAAAAUUAAAUCAGUACUUAGUAAUUAUUUUAUUUUAUUUUCAUUUCUAUUUAAAAACGAUGCCGUCUUCUUCGGUCGUUAUCGUCUCCAAAUCCACCGUUCGCUGCCACCGUAGCGCCGCCGCGGAAACCCUAAGGCUCUCCGUCUCCGACCUGCCUAUGCUCUCCUGCCAAUACAUUCAGAAAGGCGUUCUUCUGCCGCCGCCGCCGCUCUCCUCUGAGGACCUCCUCUCUCUCCUCAGAAUUUCGCUCUCGAAAACGCUCUCGCACUUCCCCGCUCUCGCCGGUCGACUGCGCACCGACGCCGACGGCUGCGUGUACAUCGUGUGCGACGAUUCCGGCGUGGAUUUUUACCACGCGAAGGCGGCGCAUCUCUCCGCCACCGCGCUGCUUCCGGAGAAGGAUCGGGAUAUUCCGGCGGCGUACCGGAGGUUCUUCCAGUGUGAUAAGAUGCUCAGUUACUCUGGACAUGAGAAACCGCUCGUGGCUGUGCAGGUGACUGAGCUAAACGACGCCGUUUUCGUCGGCUGCUCUGUGAAUCACGCGGUUGUUGAUGGAACAUCGUUUUGGAAUUUCUUCAAUACCUUCGCGGAAAUGGCGCGGGGAGUGAAGAGGAUUUCGAAGUCGCCGAACUUUCGCCGCGAUACUGCUUUCGAUUCGCCGGCGGUGCUGGUUUUCCCGCCGGGAGGUCCGUCGGCGACAUUCUCCGGCGAGGAGCCUUUACGCGAGAAAAUCUUCCAUUUCAGCAGAGAAGCAGUUUUGAAACUGAAAUUGAGGGCGAAUAGCCCGACCCGAAAGCCCAAACCCUACCCGGAUUACGAGACGGUGGGUAAACGGAGCAACGACGGUUGGGGAAAUAACCGUAGCAAAACUUACGGCGAGGUAACGUCCGUUACGGAGAAACAUCCGACGGUUGAGAUCUCAUCAUUCCAGUCAUUAUCCGCACACCUGUGGAGAUCCGUGACACGUGCGAGGGACCUAAAGCCGGGGAAAACGACGACGUUUCGAAUGGCGGUGAAUUGCCGGAGCCGGCUGUUGCCGCGGCUCGAGCCGACGUACUUCGGAAACGCAAUUCAGAGCAUUCCGACCACCGCCGCCGCCGGCGAGCUGCUAUCCAACGGCUUGAGCUGGAGCGCCGCCCUCCUGCACACGAACGUGGCGGCGCACGGCGACGCCACGGUGCGGCGCGGCGUGAAGGUCUGGGAAAGUGAGCCGAGGCUGUUUCCGUUGGGAAAUUUCGACGGCGCGAUGCUAACCAUGGGGAGCUCGCCGCGUUUUCCGAUGUACGACAACGAUUUUGGGUGGGGGCGGCCGAUCGCCGUCAGAAGCGGCGGCGCGAACAAAUUCGACGGGAAGAUAUCGGCGUUUCCGGGGGCGGAAGGGAACGGGAGCGUCGAUCUGGAGGUGGUCCUGUCGCCGGAGACCAUGGCCGGUUUGGAGAACGAUCUAGAAUUUAUGGAAUACGUAUCGUGAAAAAAAAUUGCAGCAGCCACCCUAAACGACGGCGUUUUGCCACUUCCGUUUUCACAGGCCAAGCCUGAAUAUAGAUAUUUAUAUCCCUUUUUGUAAAUGGGGCUUCUUUUUUAUUAACAUUUUUACCAUAAA